UAUUUUUAUUUAUUUAAGAAGAAGACUACGUUUGAAUGGAAGUUACAAUAAUAGUUAAUUAUAGUUUUGAGCCAUCAAAAAUAUUUGUUAUAUUUUAUAGUGACAAGGCCCUGAAUUCAAAUAUCGCCUGACCAAAAUGAUACUUAAAUGUCAGGAAGAUUCUUUUUUAAAAGAGUUUACUACUAAACUAGUUGAAUGCAUUGAAGAUGAAUUUUCAAUCUCAAUUUCUGCUGGUACACAAAUUAAAAUAAAAGGAGUUGGAAUUAUUUUGGAAAACACAAUACUCUUUCCAGAAGGAGGAGGUCAACCCUGUGACGAAGGUGUGCUGAGGCUAGAAAGGGAGGGGGGUACAGAUGAGCUGAGAGUGUGUCACGUCUUCCGCAGAAAUGGCCAAGUGGUACACCUGGUGGAAGAAAGGUGGGAUGUUCCAUGGAAUGAGUUAUUGCCUGGCACACCUGUGCAUCAAUUACUAUCUUGGCAUCGCCGGUUCUACCACAUGAUCCAGCAUUCAGGCCAGCACCUGAUAUCAGCAUUGGCAGAGAGGAUGUUUCAACUGGAUACGUUGUCAUGGUGUUUGGGAUCUGAAUCUUGCUACAUUGAACUGGAACAAAUCACAGAGGACCAAUAUAAGACACUGGAAAUUGAAGCAAAUACAUUUAUUGGGAAGGAUCUGCGAGUAUCAGCCCAUGUGUACAAGGAAGGAGAUCAAGAGUUACAGAAGGCCAAAACAAGGGGUCUUCCAGAAGGUCAUGUAGGAGAUGUUAGAGUGAUUGAAAUAGAGAAUUUAGACAAAAACAUGUGUUGUGGUACUCAUGUCUCUAGUCUGCGUCAACUUGAGGUCAUCAAGUUUUUAGGAACAGGGAAAAAGGUGUUUAAAAAGAAAAAGACAUGCCUCCUAUAUUUUGUAGUUGGCAGAGAUAAAGUGUUCCAAAAAUUUGACUGUAUGCACAAAAAAGAAGAGUCCAUCUCCACUAUAUUAAAUAAACUCCCAGAGGAGCAUGUUACAUCCAUAACAGACAUGAAAGAAGGUUUAGCAGUUGCUAAAAAGACAGUUAAAGAGUUACAGAAGGAGGUAGUCAUGCUAAUAAUAAAUGCUUUCAAAGAGGAAGAACCAAACCCUGCACUCUUCUGUUUGCACAGGCCGGAUGGAGAUUUGGAACUCAUGAAUUUUAUUUCUAGACAGUUCAAAGGAAUGAAUGUGGUUCUAUUCCUAAGCAUUGGUGAAGAAGAAGGAAAUGUGCUCCUUGAGGGACCAAAAGAUAUUAUUACUGAGUUGGCACCAAAAGUGAGCUCUGUGCUAAUAGGCAAAGGUGUUGUUAGUGGAAAUAAAUUUCAAGCUAAAGUGUCACGGCUAAGCUGCAAGAAGAGAGUUGAAGACUUGAUAAGGGAGGCCCUUACUGUUCAAUGCCGCUCAGCCUAAAUAUGUAAUGCUGGAGUUUUUAUUAUCUGUUUAUUUUUGUUUUUACAUGUGUAAGAUGCAUAUUGAAAUAUUAAGUAUUAUUAUCCUAUGUGUACGAUUCUAGUCAUUGUUAAACUAUGAAAAAUAAAAAAAAAUAAUGUUGAGUAAAUACAGGGUAAAAAUAUGGAGUAAAAAAAUAAAAAUAUAAUCUUCCCUUAGCAUUGUGGUCAGUUUAGGAUGUUUCAGCUUGAACUUGUUCACUCUAUAAAGUUUUACCUCAUAAUUUUAGGGGGGAAAAAUUAAUUUACUGUAGUUACUUUCCAAGGAGAAUAUUAUUUCACCAUGGUUCAUCAUAACUUUUGAAAUUCAUUUUCAUUGCUGUUUGAAGUUCAGCUGAAUAGCUAUGGGAAUGUUUGUAUUCAAAGUUUUAGUUAAAAUCCUCAACAUUAUCACAAAUGAGGGCAUGGAAAGGAUUCAAAAACCUCAGAACACCUAUCUGUUACACAUAUCUGUUAAAACAAAUCAUUUGUACUCGUAUCUUAGGACGAAUAAAGAUUUUUUUCUGAUA
Molecule: messenger RNA, 1967 nt
Organism: Macrosteles quadrilineatus (aster leafhopper)
Lineage: Eukaryota; Metazoa; Arthropoda; Insecta; Hemiptera; Cicadellidae
Product: alanyl-tRNA editing protein Aarsd1
Exons: 12
Coding region: 137-1420 (427 amino acids)
Biological process (GO): tRNA aminoacylation; regulation of translational fidelity
Molecular function (GO): ATP binding; aminoacyl-tRNA ligase activity; Ser-tRNA(Ala) deacylase activity
Source: RefSeq, a predicted model, not a curated record